AUGAUAAUGACGUCCAACGACGACAACGUCAGCCGCAGCAUUAUCGUGCACAGCCCCGACGCCUCGACGCCGCCGCCCACGUCGCCCGUGACCAUCGUCCCGCGCGAGGAGGAGCUGACGCCGCCGCAGCGCCGCCCGCCGGUCUCGCUGCCCCGCCAGGUGCAGGAGUGCACCAUGCAGCGCGUGCUCGUGACGGAGAAGACCUCCGCGUGCAAGUCAGCUUCCAACAAGUGA
Messenger RNA from Phytophthora sojae, 234 nucleotides. RefSeq lists its product as hypothetical. Lineage: Eukaryota; Oomycota; Peronosporomycetes; Peronosporales; Peronosporaceae. The transcript is spliced from 2 exons. The record is from RefSeq and is a predicted model, not a curated record. The coding region runs from base 1 to 234 and encodes 77 amino acids.